Molecule: messenger RNA, 4018 nt
Organism: Pipistrellus kuhlii (Kuhl's pipistrelle)
Lineage: Eukaryota; Metazoa; Chordata; Mammalia; Chiroptera; Vespertilionidae
Gene: ASIC1
Product: acid sensing ion channel subunit 1
Exons: 12
Coding region: 454-2034 (526 amino acids)
Biological process (GO): sodium ion transmembrane transport
Cellular component (GO): membrane
Source: RefSeq, a predicted model, not a curated record
GCCGGGAAGAGGGGGCGAGGCGGCCGGGAGCCCCGGGUCUCGGUCCCAGGUCCGGGGGCCUGGCGCGCGCCCAGCGCGGAGACACCCUCGCAGACACUCGUAGGCGCGCACGCGCGCCCUCUCCCCUCCCCCUCGCCGCUCCUCCGCCGCCUCCCGGCCGGACAGACGAUGGAUCCCUGCAGAUCCCGGCGCUGAGAGCACCGCGCACCGCGCACCGCGCCGAGCCCGGCGGACGGAGCCAAGGCGGGCGAGCGAGCGAGUGCGCGCGGGCGGGCGGACCGGGCUGGGCCGGGCCGAGCGGGCCGCUCCCUGCAGGGCUCUGCGCGGUGCCGCGGCGGCCGGCUCCCGCCCCGGGCCAUGCGCCCCUCCGCGGCUCGGCGCUGAGCCCGCGUCCGGCCCCGAACCCCAGGAUCGCCGGGUUCCCGAAGCCCCUCAAGGAUCCCCUGGGCCAGGAUGGAACUGAAGGCUGAGGAGGAAGAGGUGGGUGGAGUCCAGCCGGUGAGCAUCCAGGCCUUUGCCAGCAGCUCCACGCUGCACGGCCUGGCCCAUAUCUUCUCCUAUGAGCGGCUGUCGCUGAAGCGGGCACUCUGGGCCCUGUGCUUCCUGGGCUCGCUGGCUGUGCUGCUGUGUGUGUGCACGGAGCGUGUGCAGUACUACUUCAACUACCACCAUGUCACCAAGCUUGACGAGGUGGCUGCCUCCCAGCUCACCUUCCCUGCCAUCACGCUGUGCAACCUCAACGAGUUCCGUUUUAGCCAAGUCUCCAAGAAUGACCUGUACCACGCUGGGGAGCUCCUGGCCCUGCUCAACAACAGGUAUGAGAUACCGGACACGCAGAUGGCCGAUGAGAAGCAGCUGGAGAUACUGCAGGACAAGGCCAACUUCCGCAGCUUCAAGCCCAAGCCCUUCAACAUGCGCGAGUUCUAUGACCGAGCGGGGCACGACAUCCGAGACAUGCUGCUCUCCUGCCAGUUCCGGGGGGAGGUGUGCAGCGCGGAAGACUUCAAGGUGGUCUUCACCCGGUACGGAAAGUGCUACACGUUCAACUCCGGCCGAGACGGGCGUCCGCCGCUGAAGACCAUGAAGGGUGGGACGGGCAACGGACUGGAGAUCAUGCUGGACAUCCAGCAGGACGAGUACCUGCCUGUGUGGGGGGAGACGGACGAGACGUCCUUCGAAGCUGGCAUCAAAGUGCAGAUCCACAGUCAGGACGAGCCUCCCUUCAUCGACCAGCUGGGCUUCGGUGUGGCCCCGGGGUUCCAGACCUUUGUGGCCUGCCAGGAGCAGAGGCUCAUCUACCUGCCCCCACCCUGGGGCACCUGCAAAGCUGUUACCAUGGACUCGGAUUUCUUCGACUCCUACAGCAUCACCGCCUGCCGCAUCGACUGUGAGACCCGCUACCUGGUGGAGAACUGUAACUGCCGCAUGGUGCACAUGCCAGGGGACGCCCCGUACUGCACUCCGGAGCAGUACAAGGAGUGUGCGGAUCCCGCUCUGGACUUCCUGGUGGAGAAGGACCAGGAGUACUGUGUGUGUGAAAUGCCCUGCAAUCUGACCCGCUAUGCCAAGGAGCUGUCCAUGGUCAAGAUCCCCAGCAAAGCAUCCGCCAAGUACCUGGCCAAGAAGUUCAACAAGUCUGAGCAGUACAUAGGGGAGAACAUCCUGGUGCUGGACAUUUUCUUUGAAGUUCUCAACUAUGAGACCAUUGAACAGAAGAAGGCCUAUGAGAUUGCAGGGCUCCUGGGUGACAUUGGGGGCCAGAUGGGGCUGUUCAUUGGUGCCAGCAUCCUCACGGUGCUGGAGCUCUUUGACUACGCCUAUGAGGUCAUUAAGCACAGGUUGUGCAGACGAGGGAAAUGCCAGAAGGAGGCCAAAAGGAGCAGCGCAGACAAGGGAGUGGCCCUCAGCCUGGAUGACGUCAAAAGACACAACCCCUGUGAGAGCCUGCGGGGCCAUCCUGCCGGGAUGACGUAUGCUGCCAACAUCCUACCUCACCACCCAGCGCGAGGCACUUUUGAGGACUUUACCUGCUGAGCCCUGCAGGCCACCGUACCAAAGGCCUAGAUGAGGAGGGCUAGAAGAGCAAGGGGGCCCUCAAGUGCUCCCCCACAUCUGCCCUGGGGACACCCUCCCCCUCCCAAGGCAGCCCCCCACUCCUGGGCAGCCCUUUCCUCUUGUCUGUGGUGAGGAAGGAGUCUUGACCAUAGAGUACUCUCCCUGUCUCUACCCUAUCCUUUUUAUUUUUAACAAAACUAAUCUAAAAAAGAAACUAAAAAAAGAGAGAACUGGGCAAGUGACCUCAGGCUGCCCCUCUCUGCUCCACGCUGCCUCCCCAGCUCCCAGCCUGAACUCUGUCUGUCUGGCUGUCUGUCAUCUGAGUGUCCACACUUACAUUCUGCUGCCACCAGUCACAAAGCCCCCUCUUGGGGGGGGGGGGGGGGAGUGGAGGGGAUCAUUCAGAUCUGGAAUUUGGCCCUAAACCAGAGAAUGUACCUUGAAGGGAGGGAUCGUGGUGGUGAAGGUGGGGCUUCCCAGCCUUAAGAGACCCUCUCAGCCCAGUGACCACCUCCCAGCCCCAAGUCUCCAAGUAGGAACUAAGCCCCGGCCUCCGCCCCCACACAUACACCGUGUGAGUCACUAGGGAGGUGGGGUAAGGAUCCCCUGAAGAAGUGGAGAUGGGGGGCAAGAUGUGGCCCUGGUGCUGUAGGCCACAUCCUGAUACCUACAAGGCCACCCCCACCCCAGAGCUGCUGGACAGAAACCCCAGGAGGCAGCCUCCUCUCCGUCCCACAAAAGAUCCAGCUGGUUGGCUUCCGGCUCAGGGAGAGGGGCACUGGUCCCGCUCCCGGGGGGCCCCCCACAGAAGGCCACGUCCAUAAAUUUUCUUAUGGAAUUCUCCCAAGUCCUCUUUCCCAACUUCAUUUGCUUCUCUCGACAACCUCAUCCGCAUUUUCUAUUUCUAUAUGAUACAGACUCUAUAUUGCUAUAUCUCUGUAUAUACUCUCCCCUAACUCUGUCUGUCUCUGCCCCCCAUCCCCUCUUGUCUCCAAGAACCCCCCCCCCCCCCCCCCCCAAGUGCCCCUUCCCAUGUCUCUGCCCCCUUCCUGGUCUCUGAAUGCCUUCACCUGUAUAAAGAGUUGGACUCUCCCCUGGUGUCUGUACUGUGUACACACAUCCCUCUGAGAAGCACAAGGAGACGACACGCGCAUUGUAACCUUCGCACUGUCUCGGCAGCGACAUAAAGGAAGCUGUGAAUCACAAGCUCUGCCUCUUUCUGGCCUCCUCCUCUCCCCCUCACCGGGGCACUCUCUGUCCUCCCUGGAGCCUUAACGUUCCCUCCCCCGCUCCUCCCACCCCAGAGUCCUCUGCAAGGCUGCCCGCGGCCUCUCCCACGGAAGGAACGGAUACAGAGACAGCCCCACCCAAGGGAGGGAGACCUGCUGCGCACACCAAGCCCAGGGCUUCAAAGAGAGAGAGAGCUGUGGGCCAGUGACUGCUUUGAUGGAGCAGUGGGGUGCUGACAGGCAGAGCUGAGGUCUUCCCUCAGUGGCCUUUCCCUCCUUCUAGGGCCCAGUCCCCUUUCCUCGUCCGAUACCCAAACCCAUCACUUGUAUUUCCUGGUGAGGUAUGGUUUGGUAGUGGGAGGAAAGAGAGGGGAAGUUGAGCGCUGUUCCUACCUUAAAGAGAAAGUGAGUGAGAUAGAGGGCCUGCUGGGCCCCUUCCACUAGGCGGUCCUCCCAGGUCAGGGCCCUGCCCCUUCCCAGGCCUUCUCUGCCCAGCAAUCUCUUGGUCUCCAACCCCAGAACAGGACCUGUGGCCGGUCCCCUGUGCAUUGACCUAGAGCUGGAGGGUGAGGCUUUAGGAUCUUUGGGAAGUUUAGUUCCUAGUAAUUCCUUAGAGAGCAGAUCUCUCCAGAGGGAAGCAGGAGCAAGGCCUGGGGUGUGUGCACGGGAUGGAGAACAGCAGGCAAGGCUAUGGGUGACGCAUGCCUCUGGUCUAAUAAACUGGGUUUCAACCA